Molecule: messenger RNA, 2823 nt
Organism: Onychostoma macrolepis
Lineage: Eukaryota; Metazoa; Chordata; Actinopteri; Cypriniformes; Cyprinidae
Product: electrogenic aspartate/glutamate antiporter SLC25A13, mitochondrial
Exons: 18
Coding region: 316-2325 (669 amino acids)
Biological process (GO): L-glutamate transmembrane transport; aspartate transmembrane transport; malate-aspartate shuttle
Molecular function (GO): calcium ion binding; L-glutamate transmembrane transporter activity; L-aspartate transmembrane transporter activity
Source: RefSeq, a predicted model, not a curated record
UCGCACAGAAACAGCUAGGCUUUCGGCAGACGAAAACAGCUCAGUAUUUGAUCGCGAAGCAUACGUAUAUAUCCAGAAAACGUUAUUGCAGGAUACUGGAGAAACGCGGGGGAGAUUAACUGAUAACCUUCAGUACACAGCAGCCGGUGUGACAGAGCUAGUUAGCCUGCUAAUGUCCUGGGUGAAUGUUAGCGUCUCUCAAUGACAUUGAGGCAUAAGAGCACUUCAGAGAGCUCGGGUGAAGCAUCCAACUCCUGCAGAUAGACUGUCCAGCGUCUGCUUGAGUGCUUGAAUGGGUGUCAUGGGGUUUAUAGGAUGCUAAACAUUCUUGAAGUAAUGAUAAAGAGGGCUGAUCCAGCAGAGCUCAAGUCUAUUUUCUUGAAGUACGCCAGUGUGGAGAAGAAUGGAGAGCACUACAUGUCCCCAGAGGACUUUGUGUCCAAGUUCCUUCACGCACAAACAGACAUACAGCUUUCCAAGGAGGCCACCGGUUUACUGGCAGGUGUUGUGGACCAGACCAAAGAUGGGUUGAUCUCCUUCCAGGAGUUUCUGGCUUUUGAGUCGGUGCUGUGCGCUCCGGAUGCUCUCUUCAUGGUUGCCUUCCAGCUCUUUGACAAAACUGGAAACGGAAUUGCCACUUUUGAGGAUGUGAAACAAGUUUUCGGUCAGACCACUAUUCACCAGCACAUCUCCUUUAACUGGAACUCAGAAUUUGUUCAGCUCCACUUUGGCGCCGAGAGGAAGAAACACCUUAACUACGGGGAGUUCACUCAGUUUCUGCUGGAGAUGCAGCUAGAACAUGCCAGACAGGCUUUUAUGCAAAGAGACAAGGCCAAGACAGGCACCAUUACCGCUCUGGACUUCAGGGACAUCAUGGUGACCAUCAGACCCCACAUGCUUACACCAUUUGUGGAGGAAUCCUUAGUUGCAGCGGCCGGUGGCAGUACGUCACAUCAGGUCAGCUUUUCCUACUUUAAUGGCUUCAACUCUCUGCUAAACAACAUGGAGCUCAUUAGGAAGAUCUACACCACCCUGGCAGGCAACCGCAAAGAUGUGGAAGUUACUAAAGAGGAGUUCAUCAUUGCUGCCCAGAGGUUUGGCCAGGUGACCCCUAUGGAAGUGGACAUCCUGUUCCAGCUGGCUGACCUGUCUGAGCCGAGAGGGCGUGUUGGUUUAGUUGACAUUGAGAUGAUUGCACCUCUGGAGGAGGGAGCUCUUCCUUACAACCUUGCCGAGAUUCAAAGACAGCAGUCUGGUGGGGAUGUGUCUCGCUCCGUUCUGGUUCAGGCUGCCGAGUCGGCGUACAGGUUCGCCCUGGGCUCUGUGGCUGGAGCCGUGGGUGCCACUGCCGUGUACCCUAUUGACCUGGUGAAGACCCGCAUGCAGAACCAGCGUUCUUCAGGUUCCUUUAUGGACGAGCUGAUGUACAAGAACAGCUUUGACUGUUUCAAGAAGGUCGUACGCUACGAGGGCUUCUUCGGCCUCUACAGAGGCCUCGUACCGCAGCUUCUGGGCGUGGCUCCCGAGAAAGCCAUAAAGCUUACAGUGAAUGACUUUGUGAGAGGAAAGACUAUGCAAAAAGACGGCAGAGUUCCUUUACCUGCUGAAAUCAUGGCUGGCGGAUGUGCUGGGGGAUCUCAGGUGAUCUUCACAAACCCUCUGGAGAUUGUAAAGAUCCGACUGCAGGUGGCAGGAGAAAUCACCACAGGGCCACGCGUCAGCGCUCUCUCUGUCAUCCGUGACCUGGGUUUCUUCGGUCUGUACAAGGGUGCAAAAGCCUGUUUCCUGAGAGACAUCCCCUUCUCGGCCAUCUACUUCCCCUGCUACGCACACACCAAGGCGGCCCUGACUGAUGAAGACGGGCGAGUGGGACCUGGCAGGCUUUUGCUGGCAGGGGCGCUGGCGGGCAUGCCUGCCGCAUCCCUGGUGACCCCUGCUGAUGUUAUCAAGACCCGGUUACAAGUGGCUGCCCGUGCAGGCCAGACCACGUACAAUGGACUCAUUGACUGUUUCUGGAAGAUUCUUCAGGAGGAAGGGCCUCGUGCCUUCUGGAAAGGAGCUGGAGCACGUGUGUUUCGCUCCUCGCCUCAGUUUGGAGUGACUCUAGUGACCUAUGAGCUCCUGCAGAGGUGGUUCUACAUAGACUUCGGUGGACAAAAACCAGCUGGCGCAGAGCCUACUCCCAAGUCUCGGAUCAGCCUCCCGGCGCCCAAUGCUGACCACAUCGGUGGCUUCAGGUUGGCUGUGGCCACGUUUGCUGGCAUCGAGAGCAAAUUUGGACUGCAUCUACCACGAUUCCGAGUGUAUGCCGCCCCACACGUUUGAAGCAAACGCGCAUAUGAAUCUCUUCCUUCUAGUUGGGAACAUAAAACCUUCAGCAGAUGAACUGGAAAUAAUGUUUUAUGUGAUUGUUAGUGCAAAUUACAACUUUAAAGUACAACAUAGAUGGGAUGAUGUUUAAUAUUUUUUAAAUCUACCACAAAGUCCUGGAUUCUUUAGUGGGGUUGUAGUGUGACUUUGAUUUAUUUUUAAAUGUAAAUCAUUUAAAUGUAAAUCAAACCUUUUUUUUUUUUUUGGGUCCUUACAGUUUUAUUGUAUUUUUUUUAAUUUACCUGAAGAAAAAAAAACGAUCAGUUACAUUUACUACAGUUUAGUUAUUUAUUUAUUAAAUGAACAUGUCACUUGAUGCAUAUUGCAGGGUUUUAAAACACUACAAGCGUAGCCAGUUGGAAAUAACCAUGUUGUAUUGUUUAAAUGAUAGAUGUGCAACUGCUUACAUUUUCUUUUCUUCUCCUUUUACCAUAAAACUAUUUAAGCACAUUG